Molecule: messenger RNA, 1890 nt
Organism: Botrytis porri
Lineage: Eukaryota; Fungi; Ascomycota; Leotiomycetes; Helotiales; Sclerotiniaceae
Exons: 4
Coding region: 1-1890 (629 amino acids)
Source: RefSeq, a predicted model, not a curated record
AUGGAUCAAGGCGAGCUUUUCAGAACGCGAAGCACCAUGUCGUGGUCACCCCUUAAUGACGGCGGUAGAUGGGGGAGUGGAGAUUCCUGUUCUUCAUCUUCUAAUCGACAAGCUUCAGGUAUAGAGUUCAAAGACAAUGACUGGGACGACCAAGGCGAUUUCAUAUCAUCUCUCCAUAAUUACCAAUUUCCAGUUCCAACAAAUGCAGUUAAGGAGAAACCGGCCACAAAGAAACCCAAAUUACUUAGCUUGAGAGAAGAAGUCAAAGCCAAAGAAGAGAAGAUUCUCAUUGAUACAGAGGCCUUCGAGCACACAAAAUCGGAACUGAAUAAAGCGGGCGCUCAAUUGGUGGAGGAGAAGGCGUUGUUGAUAGCUGCAAAAAGUGCGCACGAUACACUUGUUGAAGAAAUUCGGUCGCAGAAUAAAUAUCUCGAAGCAAUUCGGCAAGCCAAACAUUAUCAGCAGCGACAACGGACAUGGGAGCAAAGUUUGGUCAGAGAAAAUAGGAGGUUAAAGGAGGAAGUUGGGUCUCUCAGGCAACUCGCAAAGGACCAUUGUGAUUACUUUAAAAGCGAGGUUGAAAAGCUGAAAGAAGAUCACAAAUUAAAGAACGACGCCCUGGAGUAUUUGAAAGUCAAGGAACACGUUGCUGCUGCUGUGAAGGAGGCCGUGGAUAAAGCAUUGAGCAGUCAGAGCACAGAGUUCGACAUUGUUGGUCUAGAAAUGCGAACUACUUUCCUUGAAAGUCAUCGGUCGCGCAUUGGUGUCUCUUUCGAUGAGACGGACUUUGAAGAAGUUGCUGCAUGGCUGAAAAACGCUCGAAAAAUGUUCAAGACGACUGUCGAUUUGAAUCUUGCCCUUGAUGAGAUCGAAAGAACGCAUAAUAGUGAUAGUACUCAAACCUACGACAGAGCGACAAGGCGGCGUGAAUCGGAUCGCAUGAUACUCAAGGAAAUACUGAAGAAGAAAGAGUUCUGUGCCACAUUACGCGCGCUUCCACAACAAGCUGGCUUUGCAAUCCGAAGUCGUCAUUUAGAAUGGCCGAAGAGUCCGCAAGGAAGGGAUAUGACUAUCAUUGAGAAGGGAGGCGAGGUCGCACAUUAUGCUGACGCUCUACUCGACGCUGUAAUCUAUGAUUGCUUCAAGCCAUUGAUCAAAGUGAUUAACUGGUUCGCUCACAUCAAACAAUGGCGCACCAAUCGAGGUUAUCUCAAGACGGAUUUCGUUACAGAGGGUGGGAAACUUGGCAUAUAUCCGUUCACAAAUUACAAGGCUGAUUGGCUGAAAUUACCUGAGUGGGACUCUAUCUUCCGGGAACUAGAAAGCCUGUACCCAAAGGAGGAAAAUAUGAACAAGAUAAAAUCUCAACGAGUCGAUCAACCUACUUUCUUAGAAGUCGACCAAAUUCGACUUGGUGAAGAGGAUUCUUCAAGCAAGGAAACUCAUUCAGCGGAGUCUCCCAUCAUGAAAAAGAGUCCAACAGAAGAAAGCUCGAAGCCUGGUAUGAGUCGAACUCGAUAUUUUAAGAAUUUAUUUGUUACUCCUCCCCAUAGGAAUUCUGGUCUCCCUCUCCAGCCGGUUCCUCUUGAUUGGAAUAGAGUUGAAUCGGUAUCCAGCGUCAAAUUAUCGCCUGAUGAAAGUCAGAACCCGAUAGAUGAUGGUUGGGGACCGUGUACCGUAACUACCAAAGAAAGUUCGCUUGAGGAUAUGCGGGGUGCUAGUCCUGCUGCUCUUCCUGUUCUAUAUCCAAAUCCAAUGCGUGAAGACUGGAACAGGACAAUUAGAGGUUGGAGAGGUAGGACGGCUAGAGGAGGGAGGACAACUAGAGGUAGGGUAUCUAGAGGAGGCAGAGGAACUAGAACCAGCGUAUGUAGAAAUGAUCUACCUUAA